UUUCAUUUCGGUUUCUGCGGUCUAGUUGGCUCUUUCCGGCGCUAACCCCUACGGACUCGCUGAGACUUGACGUCCAUUCUUCAAAAUUUCUAUUCAUAUCCAAAAUUUUCUCUCCGAUCAAACCCAUUGUGUCGUCUCUCGGAGCAUAUUCUCCUCUUCCGUCAUCCUCUACCAAUCCACCAUUACACAGGUCUCAGCCUCUGUGAUAUGACUCAGCAAAGCUGCAUCUGUUAACACAUCUUGCUCACCUCAUUUUGCAGUGAUGAUACCCAUUCUGUAAACCUUCACGGACAGCUGUACAGGCACUUUGUUCAGUGACAAUUCAAGUUACUAGCUAAAUCUUAGUUGAAUCUCCUGUCGAUCAUAUUAUCCAUCAUCUUUUGAAGAUGAAUAUGCAGCAAGCUGGGCAGACCAAGUCUUCUGUCAAUGGAUUUGGCCGUCAUAAGCUGCAGAAUGCAAAAGCAAAUUCCAUCCGGUUGACAAGUGUAGGUAAUGGGGGAGGGUUUGAAAGCUCUCCACGUGAUCGGCUAUUUUAUGUAACUGCAUGCCUUAUUGGACAUCAAGUGGAAGUACAGGUGUUGGAUGGUUCAGUUUUUUCAGGGAUACUUCAUGCAACUAAUGCAGAUAAGGAUUUUGAUAUUGUUCUGAAAAUGGCUCGCUUGGUAAAAGAUGGUUCUCGUGGACAGAAUUAUACUUCUGAAUCCCUUAGCAAGCCUGCAUCAAGGACAUUCAUAAUUCCAGCUAAAGAGCUUGUGCAAGUUACAUCUAAGGGUGUGCAUUUAACCCCAGAUGAUGUAACAAAUGAGUACCAGCUGGAAAAGCAGCAUGAGUUAAUGACUGAUUCAUGCAUAUCGCAAUCUCGGCCUAUUGAGGGGGAGCGAGAGUUGGAACGCUGGGUACCUGAUGAUGACACUCCUGAGUGUCCUGAACUGGAGAAUAUAUUUGAUGGCCAUUGGAAUAGGGGCUGGAAUCAAUUUGAAGUCAAUGAAACACUGUUUGGCGUAAAGAGCACAUUCAAUGAGGAACUUUAUACAACAAAGCUUGAGAGAGGCCCUCAAAUGAGGGAUCUCGAAAGAGAAGCCUUGAGAAUUGCAAAAGAAAUAGAAGGCGAGGAAACCCAUGAUCUUCACCUGGCUGAAGAAAGAGGAGCUCAACUUCACGGAAACAUUGAAAUUGAUGAGGAAACUCGAUAUUCAUCAGUCUUUAGGGGGGUUGAUGAUAGUGGUUGUGAUGAUUGUGAGGACAUUUUGUUGGAUUCGCGCAAUGAUGAAACAUUUCAAGAUGUCUCUAGUUCAGUCAUGGUAAAAUCGUUGACCAGCAUGAGCAGCAAAAGAUCUAAUGAUGGAGCUCAAGAACCAUCACGAACUUCAUCUAUGGAUGAAGCUCAGUUGUCUCUAUUGAGUACUUGUGGGGAUAUCUCUUUGACUGGUUGUGACAAUCAGGCAAAACAGCUGUCGGCUGAACAUGUUUAUGUUAUGGAUGAUAGCAGGGUUCAUGAGAUUCAGAUUAGUGAACAAACUGGAACUAGUUGCUCUAACACAGAUGUUGGAAAGCAAAUGCCAGCUGAAGAAGGGAGUGAAGUGUUAAAAUCUGAGGAUAUGCCUGAGGGCCAGGGGAAGGUUAGAAGAACGGCACAAUCUGCUAAUUCUUGUACCCACAGUUCAGUUGUAUCUACUUCGGACAGAGGUGGUACUGCCUUAGUUUCAGCUGGUAGUGGAUUAUCAAAUAGCUCAUCUGUGAGUUCAUUGUCCUCAGAAAAAUCAAAUUUGAAUCCACAUGCUAAGGAGUUCAAACUAAAUCCUAAUGCAAAGAGUUUUGUCCCAUCCCAAUCACCUUUAAGACCUGCAUCUCCAGUUUCAGAUGGUUCCUUCUACUACCCAACAAAUGUGACUCCUGUUCAACACAUGCAUGGCAUGCCUGUGGGUGUUGGGAUUGGACCAUCCUAUGCUGGACAUCAGCCGGUUAUGUUUAAUCAUCAGGUUGCGCCAACGCCGCAACCAUAUUUUCUUCCAAAUGGACCUCAGUAUGGGCAGCAGAUGAUAAUUGGCCACCCUCGGCAAGUUGUCUACAUGCCAACCUAUCCUCCUGAAAUGCCAUUCAGGGGAGGAGAUUUUUAACUGGACAAUUGACACAAUGUAUCCUGCAACUUCUCAACGCAUUGCUGACUGAUGUAGGAAUAAUUUUUUACACUAGACUGCUCGGAACAGUUCUUUUGGGUGAACACGGGGAUUGGAUAAUGUAUCCAGCCAACAAUUCUCUAAGCAUUCUGGGCAAUGUGGAAAAUCAGUCAUUUGAGUCAUCAUAUAAUGGUUCUGUAGGAUUUAAGAUCAGUCUAUAGCUUGAUGGAGUCUCUCAAGUGUUCUUUAUCACCGAUUUUAAUCAUCCACAAAAUUGGCUAGGUAGGUUAAGUUUAUCUUAUACCAUGUUGUACAAGUUCAUCUCCCCGGCUAAAGCUGUGGUUGCUGAUGCUUUGCACUUCGACUUUAGUUAACCUUUCUUAUGCUGUUGCUGAAUUUACUUUGUCUCUUACAAGUGUCAUAAUGUAAACAACCGACCCGUCUUUGUUAGAUUAAUUGUGAAUUGGGAUUGGUCAUUUACAAUUUUAUAAUAAUGUUUUAGUAGGAUCGUUAAAUACUGUGUUUCAUUUAUCGACUA
Messenger RNA from Ipomoea triloba (trilobed morning glory), 2655 nucleotides. RefSeq names its product polyadenylate-binding protein-interacting protein 4. The record is from RefSeq and is a predicted model, not a curated record. Gene Ontology annotation, biological process: cytoplasmic stress granule assembly. The coding region runs from base 387 to 2117 and encodes 576 amino acids. Gene Ontology annotation, molecular function: RNA binding. The transcript is spliced from 16 exons. Lineage: Eukaryota; Viridiplantae; Streptophyta; Magnoliopsida; Solanales; Convolvulaceae. Gene Ontology annotation, cellular component: cytoplasmic stress granule.